GUUUCCGGUAACUUGACGCCGCGGUGCUUCCUGCUCCUCUCCGUGCUGUGUCGGUAGGAUCCGGUACAGACGCAGUAAACCCGGUAAACCCUGCGGACUCUGCGGGGUGUUGGCGGGUUGUGGAGGCCGGAGGUUCCGUUACAUCACCGGGACAGACGGCGGGAAAAUGGCGAAGACGUACGACUAUCUGUUCAAGCUGCUGCUGAUCGGUGACAGCGGCGUCGGUAAAACCUGCCUGCUGUUCCGGUUCAGCGAGGACGCGUUCAACACCACGUUCAUCUCUACUAUAGGAAUCGACUUUAAGAUCCGGACGAUCGAGCUGGACGGAAAGAAAAUCAAACUCCAGAUAUGGGACACGGCGGGUCAGGAGAGGUUCAGGACCAUCACCACGGCCUAUUACAGGGGCGCCAUGGGCAUCAUGCUGGUGUAUGACAUUACCAACGAGAAGUCCUUCGACAACAUCAGGAACUGGAUACGCAACAUCGAGGAGCAUGCGUCUUCAGACGUGGAGCGAAUGGUUCUGGGAAACAAAUGUGACAUGAACGACAAGAGACAAGUGUCCAAAGAGAGAGGAGAGAAGUUGGCGAUCGAUUACGGGAUCAAGUUUUUGGAAACCAGCGCGAAGUCCAGCAUCAACGUGGAGGAAGCCUUCAUCACACUCGGCAGAGACAUCAUGAGCAGACUGAACAGAAAAAUGAGCGACAACAACCCGCCUGGCGGCGGCGGGCCGGUUAAAAUCACAGAGUCUCGCUCCAAAAAAAGCCUCUUCAGGUGUUCGCUGCUGUAGGCGGAGCCUCUGGCCGACCACCUCUUCUUCCUCCUCCUCUUCUUCUUCGUCUUCCUCCGGCUGCUGCAGAGCUGGACCCGCCAGGACGCUGCGCCGCUCCGCCGGCCGGCGACGACCAACAGCAGCUGGAAACAUGAAGAAACAUUUUCACUGAACCUGCAGAAAAGUUUCUGCUUCUCAAUCAGCUCCGAUCUGCCUCUCUGCACGCCGCCGCCGCCGCCGCCGCCGCCGCCUUCUGGUCUUAUAGCGUUUUGCCGUCAGCAGCAGGUGGAGGCGACUCUGCAGACGCAGCGAACUAACUCAUGUUAAAAAUUUAUUGUUUUAAUGAAAGAAAAUGAUGAUGACUUGAAUGUCAGAGAUGAAGAGGACUGUGUGACGUCCAAACACGUCAGAUCAUUUUCAGUUUUUUACCAAAGUGGAUUUGAAGUCGUCGGUUCGUCUGUUACAUGAAGUUUAUCUGUCACUUUUAUGUUUGUUAUGUUUGUUUCUAUAAUCUUUAGCAGCUGCAGCGACGCAGCGUUUCCUCCAAAGAUGAAACGAGUCGUUUGUUUCUGUCACGUUGAGCUGAAACUCUUUAGUUUGAUCAAAGCUACGGAGGCCUCAGUGUGCCAAAAUUAUAAUCACAAAAGAUUCAUAAUAAUCAGUUAUUACAUUUAAACAAUAAAGUACAUUAAAUAAUGAAUAUGAAUUAUUAAACCCAUCGUAAGAAAUAAAAGAUUAUAUUAGUGAAUUAAUAAUUUUAUUUUCCUUAUUCUGUCUUAAUAGGAUGAGAUUUAAAAUGAAUGUGAUUGAUUUUUAAAUUGUUUUUUUAAAGGCUGCCGGUCGGAUUAUUUGGCAUCUUUAAAUUAAAGUGAUCACAGGAUGUAAACUGUAAAUAUAAAAGCAGAGAUGGAAUAUUAACAGGAAGACACUUCAGUUCUGUUUGUUGUCAUAAAUACAUUUUUAGACUGAAACUCAAAUAAAAUUAUUAUUAAAUGUGCCAAUCACCAAUUUAAUACAACUUUUAUCACUUAAAAUGACAAUAAAUCAGCUUUUAAAUACGUUUCAACAGUUAAAAUAGUUUUUAUUGAAUUAUUAUAAUGUCUCCUGCUUUACUGUUUCAUCUCGUCAUCACUUUAUUUAAAUAAUUAAUUGAUUGUUGAUU
Messenger RNA from Thunnus maccoyii (southern bluefin tuna), 1931 nucleotides. RefSeq names its product ras-related protein Rab-8B. Gene Ontology annotation, biological process: regulation of exocytosis; protein secretion; Golgi vesicle fusion to target membrane. Gene Ontology annotation, molecular function: GTPase activity; GTP binding. Gene Ontology annotation, cellular component: plasma membrane; synaptic vesicle; trans-Golgi network transport vesicle. Bases 167 to 787 code for a protein of 206 amino acids. NCBI's taxonomy places the organism in Eukaryota, Metazoa, Chordata, Actinopteri, Scombriformes, Scombridae. The record is from RefSeq and is a predicted model, not a curated record. The transcript has 8 exons.